Molecule: messenger RNA, 669 nt
Organism: Emiliania huxleyi CCMP1516
Lineage: Eukaryota; Haptophyta; Isochrysidales; Noelaerhabdaceae
Exons: 5
Coding region: 1-669 (222 amino acids)
Biological process (GO): translation
Molecular function (GO): GTPase activity; GTP binding
Source: RefSeq, a predicted model, not a curated record
AUGACCGUAGGUGCCGACGAGAGGGAGCGAGGCGUCACCAUCGACGUCUCCGCCGCCUUCCUCCGCACCCGCCGCCUCGCCCUCAAUGUGCUCGACGCGCCGGGCCACCGCGAUUUUGUGCCAAACAUGGUCGGCGGCGCGGCGCAGGCGGACGCGGCGCUCCUCGUGCUCAACUCGUCGGCCGGCGAGCUCGAAUCGGGCUUGGCGGGGCAGACGGGCGAGCACGUCUGGCUCUGCCGCGCGCUGGGCGUGGCGCAGCUCUGCGUCGUGGCAGUCAACCUCGGAACUGCGCGGGAGCGGUUCGAGGAGGUGCAGGCGCGGGCGGGCGAGAUGGCGCGCGGCGCUCGGCUGCUGCUGCUGCCGGCGGCCGAGCAGGCCGCCGCCAAGACGCUCCGCCCGCGCCUCUUGCUUAGUGCGCCGCUCGCGAGGCUGGUCGAGGUGCAGCUGCGGGUGCUGCCGUGCGGCGCCGCCCUCAGCCGCGGCAUGCCGCGGGUCAACGGGCCGCGCCCGCGCGUACUCCUCCCCGGGGGGGCGGCGGUGGUGCAGCUGCAGCUCUCGCGCGCCGUCUGCGUCGAGCUGUACGCGGCGUGCAGGCCCAUGGGGCGGGUCGUGCUGCGCGAGGGCGGAAAGACGCUGGCGGCCGGGACGAUCACCGCUGUCCUGGCGUGA